This is a messenger RNA of Xenopus tropicalis (tropical clawed frog), 1835 nucleotides long. It is a transcript of the gene tmem115, whose product is annotated as transmembrane protein 115. The record is from RefSeq and is marked provisional. Lineage: Eukaryota; Metazoa; Chordata; Amphibia; Anura; Pipidae. Gene Ontology annotation, cellular component: membrane. Gene Ontology annotation, biological process: retrograde vesicle-mediated transport, Golgi to endoplasmic reticulum.
CUCAGUCAGCUGGAAACUGGGCAGUCUCAGAAUCCUUAAGGUUCAGGUGUCAGUGUGAGCUGGGGGGCCCAUGCCAGGGCCAGCAUAGAGGCUUAGGGUCCUGCACCCACAUACAGCUGUUUGGGGCCACAGUUGGAGUUGCUAGUGUAGUGCCUGUGUGCAGCCAUGCUGCGCUCCAUUCAUGUGGGCCGCUUCGUGUCUGUGCUCUCGGGAAGCAGCGUGCUGGUCAAGUGCCUGUGGGGGGCUGCGCUGCUCCUCUACUUGCUCACAUUCUGGCUCAGCAUACCGUUUACAACGUCGGCCUUUGCUGUCACCCCUGGUCUACUGUUGCCUACCAACCUUAGGAUCUGGACCCUUGCUACACAUGGACUGUUGGAACUUAAUUUUUUAGAAUUACUUUGCAAUCUCCUACUAACACUGGGUGCAGGGCGUCAUUUGGAACCUCUGUGGGGUGCUCCCGAACUGCUUCUCUUCUAUGGAGUGGUCAGCAUUGCUGUUGGAAUCCUGGGUUCUUUCUUGUAUUUGUUGGCCUAUGCAGCAACAGCUCAUUCAUAUUUACUGUUUUCUUCCCACAUUCAUGGGUUCCCAGCCUUUGCUGGAGCUUUCUUAGUAGCACACAAGCAGACUGUCGGAGAUGGGCAAGCAGAGUCAAAAUGGUGGAUGCAGGCACUGCCUCAGCUAGUUUUCCUAGCAAUUAUGGCCUUGAGUUUGGCUAAACUGAACCCAAGUCGAAUUUUUGUGGGGUACAGUCUUGGUAUGCUCUCAGGCUGGGUGUAUCUACGAUUUUAUCAGCGACACAGCCGCGGCAGAGGAGAUAUGUCUGACCACUUUUCCUUUGCCAGCUUCUUCCCCGGUCCAGUGAAGCCAGCUGCCGCCUUCUUGGGGAAUCUGACACAUGCAGCCUUAGUUAAACUGCAUCUCUGCCCACAGGCAGUGAAAAGAUAUGAUGUGGGGGCUCCUUCAUCCAUUACCAUCAGCUUGCCUGGUACUGAUCCACAGGAUGCAGAGAGGAGGAGGCAGCUAGCUCUGAAGGCUCUGAAUGAACGUUUGAAGAAAGUAGAAGACCAGGUGUCAUGGCCAAGUAUGGAAGAAGGGGAGGAAGAGGAGGAUGGCAAUCAAAGAGACGACUCAUUCCAUAGUGGGGGCACUCCAGACACUCCAAGAGAUGAACCAAUAGCACAAUCGGCACCCAAAGAGUAACCGCCAAAUAAGCACUGUUGUGCUAGUGGGCAGAAUUUUUCUGCUUAUGUUCACAUUAGACGGACCUUAAAGAUCUUUAAAGGGUUUAAGACUGAAGAUUGAUCCCCAUGUAAACACUAAACCAACAGAGCCUCUUAAUUCUAAACUGCUUUUCUAAUGUAACUGCACAGUGGUUGGGCUCAGAGGUUGCAGAUGAAUGGCAUGCAGGUAUCUUUGUGCUGUGUUCCUCUCACUCUACCAGCCAGGGUCCAUUAUGCUUUAACUCUACUCUGCCAAAGGCUUCCUCUUUGCUUAACUCACAGACAGAGACCUUGCUGAAUGCCAGCUUCAUGCUCAGCCCUAUUCUUCAUCUCUUCUCACCAGAUAUACAGACACUCGAAGGAAUCGCCAGUGUGUGAUUGAUAGCACAUCUGUAAAGGAAGUCAGCACUAAACCAUGUAUUCUAGAAGGUGUCAUCUUGCAGUUUAGCAUUGGUUCUCUACUUUGUGAUUUAUCUCUUCAAAUUGCUCUGCAUGGGGUUUGAGGAAGGUGUUUGGGGACGUGAGAAAAAGAAUCUGGUUAUUUUGUAUAAAUCUUUUGGAGCGCUGUACUAGCUGAUUUUUUUUUUGUUUGGAUUAAAUCUUUUUUGGAGAUGA